UUGGAGGUUGUAUUUUCAGAAAUCGCACACACAGAAGGUGCGUUGCUCUGUUAUUGAUUGUUGGAGCUCAGAGUGUGGAAAUUGGAAAGGUUAGGGAAAAAUGCUGCCACAACGGUUGACAAGAGCUGCUGCGCAGAGCCCUAAGAAAGUUGCAGAGUUGAUCGAUCUCGUGAAUCUUCCUACAACGCUUCGAGAUUUCAUGGGACAGUCGCAGAGUUCUCGGUUGAGUUGCUUUAGGCGAGUUUGGUCUUAUAUCAAGGAGAACAAUCUGCAGGAUCCCGUCGAUAGAAACUUUGUGAAUUGUGAUCAAAAGCUGAAGAGCAUUCUCUUGGGCAAGUCUAGGAUUGAUCUUGCUGAACUUCCCAUGCUGAUCAAGUUGCAUUUUCCAAAGUCCAUCAAGUGAUGGAUGCAGGUUCAAUGUGUGAUUCAUCCUUGUAUAGCUGAUGGCAACAGUUUAUCCACUUCUUGACGCACUCGAAAUUUCAGAAUGGCGCCUUAUUUCUUGAUCUUGCAACUCUUUCACUAGGUGAAGGGUACAGCAUUCCUCAUGACUGCAGACUGUUAUUAUGCUGGUGUAGGAAGUUUGUAAACUUCGACUUAAUUAUCAUGUUAUUAGAUUUUGAUGAA
Messenger RNA from Andrographis paniculata, 627 nucleotides. Its product is annotated as upstream activation factor subunit UAF30. Bases 101 to 403 code for a protein of 100 amino acids. The transcript is spliced from 2 exons. Gene Ontology annotation, cellular component: nucleus. The record is from RefSeq and is a predicted model, not a curated record. NCBI's taxonomy places the organism in Eukaryota, Viridiplantae, Streptophyta, Magnoliopsida, Lamiales, Acanthaceae.